AUGGAGAGAUCAAGAGCUGUUCUCAUCGCUCUCGUCUGUGUUUUGUUCUCCAGGGUCUCUGGAGCAGAAGUGGAGAUGAGGGUCAGGCCAGGAGACAAUGUCACUCUCUACUGCGACUGUGUUUGGAAGUUAGGAUUUAAUCCAGUUUGGUUUAGAAACUCCUCAUGUCAGCAUGAAGCUCCUCUCGUGAUAUCUUUUCUCACGCAUGGUGAUCCUCAACAUUACACAUUUGUGUGGAAUCCCUCCGAACAAACUCAUGAUCUGCUGGUGAAGAACGUCUCUGAGUCAGAUCUGGGUCUGUACUACUGCGCUGUACAGGAGAAGAAGGUCACCAAAGAUGAAGCUGGAGUUAUACGCGAACAGGAUGUUUAUCAUUAUGGAAACAGAACCACUCGCCUCUCCCUCCUUGUCCCUUGUACCGCCGACAUUCCUCAGACCACCUCCACCCCUCCUUCAUCAGACUGUAGCGUCUGCUGGAAGCUGCUGGUCAGCAUGUGUCCUGUGUUUGUUCUCCUCUCCUCCACCUGUGUGUGCUGCAUCUGCAGAAACAGAUUCAAAGCAGCUGGUCAGGAACGGAGGAACAAAACGCCGAGUCGGAAGAGCAGAAAAACUGAAGAGGUUGAAGCAGAUGAGGUCUGCUAUGCCUCAUUGGACAUCCUGAGCAGAGGACAGAAGCGCCUGAUGAAGAAGAGAGUGGAGAGCUCAGAUUUCAGUACAUAUUCUGAGGUUAAAACUGAGAAAAUGUAAAAGAAAAUAGAAUCAGAUUCAGAAGGCAAAUGAAGUUGAAUGGGUUUAUAUCAGGGCACUGUUGUUCUACAGUGCUAUAAUUAUUGCCAUUCCAAGAGACGGUUGUCUGUUAAUUGAGGAAAACCGGAACACUUUCGUGUGACUGAUUUGGUUCACAUGUGAAAAAACUUGAAGAACAAAUUUCCUUGUAUCAAAAUGAAUACGGUAUUUAUUGGAAUGUGCCUUUAUUUAUGCAAAGAGGACAAGAAUGCACAUUUCACUUAAAGUACACUUUUCAGUUUUCAGCAAUUUUGGUUCGUUUCUUUGAGCUCGCAGUAACUGUGUAUGUCCAUCCAUCCAUCCAUCCAUCCAUCCAUUU
Pygocentrus nattereri (red-bellied piranha) is the source of this 1105-nucleotide messenger RNA. RefSeq lists its product as uncharacterized. The record is from RefSeq and is a predicted model, not a curated record. The transcript is spliced from 5 exons. Lineage: Eukaryota; Metazoa; Chordata; Actinopteri; Characiformes; Serrasalmidae. The coding region runs from base 1 to 747 and encodes 248 amino acids.